Messenger RNA from Protobothrops mucrosquamatus (brown spotted pit viper), 3245 nucleotides. RefSeq names its product ribonuclease/angiogenin inhibitor 1 (gene RNH1). Gene Ontology annotation, biological process: positive regulation of inflammatory response. The transcript has 18 exons. NCBI's taxonomy places the organism in Eukaryota, Metazoa, Chordata, Lepidosauria, Squamata, Viperidae. The record is from RefSeq and is a predicted model, not a curated record. Gene Ontology annotation, cellular component: cytoplasm. Bases 1 to 2913 code for a protein of 970 amino acids.
AUGAGGCAUCUUGCAGAGGUAUUCAGGGAAAACCAGAGAUUGAGACAAUUAUCCUUGUCUCUAAAGAACCCAGAUGACAGAGCAAUGGAAGUCCUGUGUGAGGGCCUCAAACAUCCAGAAUGUACAAUAGAGAGGCUACAGCUUGAUGGAGAGUUCACAAAUGAAUCCUACAUGAGGUAUCUUACAGAAGUACUCAGGAAAAACCAGGGAUUGAGAGAGUUAUUCUUGUCCCUCAAAAACCCAGAUGACAAAGGAAUAAAAGUCCUGUGUGAGGGCCUUAAACAUCCAGAGUGUACAAUAGAGAGGCUACAGCUGGGUGGUGAGAUCGGAAAUCAAUCCUACAUAAGGAAUCUUGCAGAAGUAUUCAGGAAAAACCACAGAUUGAGACAGUUAUAUCUGAACCUUGAUAACCCAGAUGACAGAGGAAUGGAAGUUCUGUGUAAGGGCCUCAAGCAUCCAGAAUGUUCAAUAGACAUGCUACUGCUUGCUGGAGAGAUCGCAAAUGAAUCCUACAUGAGGCAUCUUACAGAAGUAUUCAGGAAAAACCAGAGAUUGAGACAAUUAUGCUUGUUCCUAAAGAACCCAGAUGACAAAGCAAUCAAAGUCCUGUGUGAGGGCCUCAAACAUCCACAGUGUACAAUAGAGGCACUUGUGCUUGGUGGAGAGAACACAAAUGAAUCCUACAUGAGGCAUCUUACAGAAGUAUUCAAGGAAAAUCAGCGAUUGAGACAAUUAUGCUUGUCUCCAAAGAACCCAGAUGACAGAGCAAUGGAAGUCCUGUGUGAGGGCCUGAAACAUCCAGAAUGUACAAUAGAGAGGCUACAGCUUGCUGGAGAGAAUAUAAAUGAAUCCUAUAUGAGGCAUCUUACAGAAGUAUUCAAGGAAAAUCAGAGAUUGAGACAAUUAUGCUUGUCCCUAAAGAACCCAGAUGACAGAACAAUGGAAGUUCUUUUUGAGGGCCUCAAACAUCCACAAUGUACAAUAGAGAAGCUACAGCUUGGUGGAGAGAACACAAAUGAAUCCUACAUGAGGCAUCUUACAGAAAUAUUCCGGAAAAACCAGAGAUUGAGAGAGAUAUUCUUGUCCCUCAAUAACGCAGAUGACAGAGUAAUCAAAAUUUUGUGUGAGGGCCUCAAACAUCCACAAUGUGCAAUAGAGAGGCUAGAGCUUGGUGGGGAGAUUGCAAAUAAAUCCUACACGAGGCAUCUUGCAGAGGUAUUCAGGGAAAACCACAGAUUGAGACGAUUAUGCCUGUCUCCAAAGAACCCAGAUGACAGAGCAAUGGAAGUCCUGUGUGAGGGCCUCAAACAUCCAGAAUGUACAAUAGAGAUGCUACAGCUUGAUGGAGAGUUCGCAAAUGAAUCCUACAUGAGGUAUCUUACAGAAGUACUCAGGAAAAACCAGGGAUUGAGAGAGUUGUACUUGUCCCUCAAAAACCCAGAUGACAAAGCAAUGGAAGUCCUGUGUGAGGGUCUUAAACACCCAGAAUGUACAAUAGAGAGGCUACAGCUGGGUGGUGAGAUCGGAAAUCAAUCCUACAUGAGGAAUCUUGCAGAAGUAUUCAGGGAAAAUCACAGAUUGAGACAGUUAUACUUGAACCUCAAUAACCCAGAUGACAGAGGAAUGGAAGUUCUGUGUAAGGGCCUCAAGCAUCCAGAAUGUUCAAUAAACAUGCUACUGCUUGCUGGAGAGAUUGCAAAUGAAUCCUACAUGAGGCAUCUUACAGAAGUAUUCAGGAAAAACCAGAGAUUGAGAGAAUUAUGCUUGUUCCUAAAGAACCCAGAUGACAAAGCAAUCGAAGUCCUGUGUGAGGGCCUCAAACAUCCACAAUGUACAAUAGAGAGGCUAGAGCUUGGAGGAGAGAACACAAAUGAAUCCUAUAUGAGGUAUCUUACAGAAGUAUUCAGAUCAAACCAGAGAUUGAGAGAAUUAUUCUUGUCCUUCAAUAACACAGAUGACAGAAUAAUCAAAAUUCUGUGUGAGGGCCUCAAACAUCCACAAUGUACAAUAGAGAGGCUAGAUCUUGGUGGUGAGAUCACAAAUGAAAACUAUACAAGGCAUCUUGCAGAGGUAUUCAGAGAAAACCAGAGAUUGGGACAAUUAUCCUUGUGUCUAAAGAACCCAGAUGACAGAGCAAUGGAAGUCCUGUGUGAGGGCCUCAAACAUCCAGAAUGUACAAUAGAGAGGCUACAGCUUGAUGGAGAGUUCGCAAAUGAAUCCUACAUGAGGUAUCUUAGAGAAGUACUCAGGAAAAACCAGAGAUUGAGAGAGUUAUUCUUGUCCCUCAAAAACCCAGAUGACAAAGCAAUGGAAGUCCUGUGUGAAGGUCUUAAACAUCCAGAAUGUACAAUAGAUCGGCUACACCUGGGUGGUGAGAUCGGAAAUCAAUCCUACAUGAGGAAUCUUGCAGAAGUAUUCAGGGAAAACUACAGAUUGAGACAGUUAUACUUGAACCUCGAUAACCCAGAUUGCAGAGGAAUGGAAGUUCUGUGUAAGGGCCUCAAGCAUCCAGAAUGUUCAAUAGACAUGCUACUGCUUGCUGGAGAGAUCGCAAAUGAAUCCUACAUGAGGCAUCUUACAGAAAUAUUCUGGAAAAACCAGAGAUUGAGAAAAUUAUGCUUGUUCCUAAAGAAUCCAGAUGACAAAGCAAUCAAAGUCCUGUGUGAGGGCCUCAAACAUCCACAAUGUACAAUAGAGAUACUAGUGCUUGGAGGAGAAAACACAAAUGAAUCCUAUAUGAGGUAUCUUACAGAAGUAUUCAGGUCAAACCAGAGAUUGAGAGAAUUAUGCUUGUCCCUCAAUAACGCAGAUGACAGAGUAAUCAAAAUUCUGUGUGAGGGCCUCAAACAUCCACAAUGUACAAUAGAGCGGCUACAGUUGAAUGGACAAACAUGGAAAUGGAAAAUAAAAUGAAAUGGACCACAUAGCUGUGUGAAGAGAGUGGCAAGCUUUGAAUCCUUGCAAAGCAGGAAGUGGCGCUAACCUGACUACUUUUAGAAUUUCUGAAGCCCGAAUCUGGCUGUUCCCAAGAGAAUGUAGACCGUCCAGUGAAAUUUUCUGAUCAGCUCAUGGAGUCGCUCUGGUUCCUUGCACCUGCCAAUGGCUGUGCCUCUACUAUAGAUGCUGUCCUUGUUUGAUUGACCUACUGUAUGUUUACUUCCAUUCAGAAUAUGGCGAAGAAGAGUUGGAACUUAAUAUAUUUCAAGUGAACGUGUGAAGAACUUUCUUUCAGGCACUGUACAGGU